AUGUUGAUCAAGCAUUUCAACGAAGACGAAGCGUCGCGUAUCUUGAAACAAACACCUACCGGUCGGUUUUUCGAUGACAGCGGUCCCAGCACCUUGGCUUACAGUUCUCGAUACGCAACCGGCGAUGUGCCCAAAUUCAAAAUUCCAAAAGAGUCGGCCGAGCCUCGCGUAGCCUAUCAACUCAUUCACGAUGAACUCAAAUUGGACGGUCAACCAAGCCAAAACUGUGCCAGUUUCGUGCAUACUUGGAUGGAACCUGAGGCUAAAGAAUUGAUCAUGGAGAAUAUUGCGAAAAAUUUGUCUGAUCAGGAUGAGUAUCCGGCCACCAUGGAAUUGGUCAAACGGUGUAUUUCCAUGAUCGGCAAUCUUUGGAACGCCGAUUCGGCCAUCGGUACCGCUACCGUUGGCUCCUCCGAAGCUGUCAUGCUUGGUGGAUUGGCCAUGAAGAAACGCUGGCAAGCCAGACAACGUGAGCAAGGCAAAGACACCACACGACCUAAUGUCAUCAUGGGCAAUAAUGCCCAAGUCGCACUCGAAAAAUUCGCUCGCUAUUUCGACGUGGAAUGUCGACUCGUGCCCGUGUCAAAGAAGGGUCACUUUGUCUUGGAUAUCGAUAAAGCCAUGGAAAUGGUCGACGAAAAUACCAUUGGUAUCUUUGUCAUCCUUGGCUCCACUUACACCGGUCACUUUGAAGAUGUUGGACGACUGUCACAACUCCUCGAUGAAUAUCAAGACAAGACCGGUAUCAAUAUUCCUAUUCAUGUGGAUGCAGCAAGUGCUGGCUUUGUUGCGCCAUUUGCAUUUCCUGAAUUAAAGUGGGAUUUCCGAUUACCGCGCGUCGUUUCUAUCAAUGCAUCAGGACACAAGUACGGUAUGACGUAUGCCGGUAGCGGCUGGAUUUUAUGGCGAGACGAAUCAUACCUACCCAAGGAACUCAUUUUCGAACUGCACUAUUUGGGUGGCACCGAAAAGACAUUCAACCUCAACUUUUCACGUCCCGCGUGUUUUGCGAUCGCCCAAUACUACAAUUUCCUGCGCCUUGGGAUGGACGGUUACACCAAGAUCAUUGAAAACGAUCUCACCAAUGCGCGAUUACUGUCUGUCGCCUUGGAAGCCACCGACUACUUUGACAUGGUAUCGGAUGUGCAUCGUCCCGAAGGUAUCUUUGGAUGGGAACACCGCAGUUCGUUUGAAGAUAUCAAGAAACGCGCCAACAAAAAGGAACGCACAAAGUACAAUCCAUCAUUGCCAGUCGUCUCGUUUAAACUCACGGACGAAUUCAAGAAGAAGCAUCCGCACGUCAAACAAAAUGCAAUUAGCACACUUUUACGUACCAGAGGCUGGAUCAUUCCUAACUAUCCAUUACCGCCGGACGAAGAAGAAACGGAGAUUUUACGUAUUGUUGUCCGCGAAUCCAUUUCACGCGACAUGAUUGAUAAGCUCGUGGAGGAAAUCGUGGAGAUGACUGAACGUCUCAAGAACGUCGAACAUGCCAUCGAUGCAAGAAUCUGUGGUUCAGAAGAAGAUAACAAAAAGGACAAGAAUAUGGAAAACAACGAGCACCUGUCACCAUCCACCUAUGCAAGACCUUGCUAA
Radiomyces spectabilis is the source of this 1596-nucleotide messenger RNA. Its product is annotated as glutamate decarboxylase. Gene Ontology annotation, cellular component: cytosol. The transcript is spliced from 5 exons. Bases 1 to 1596 code for a protein of 531 amino acids. Gene Ontology annotation, molecular function: glutamate decarboxylase activity; pyridoxal phosphate binding. Lineage: Eukaryota; Fungi; Mucoromycota; Mucoromycetes; Mucorales; Radiomycetaceae. Gene Ontology annotation, biological process: L-glutamate catabolic process. The record is from RefSeq and is a predicted model, not a curated record.